AUGUAUACAGUAUGGUUACUUGGUACACUCGCGGUCCUCUCUCGCUGCCAUGGACGAGUUUCCAACCCUCCGUUCCCGAAGAUAGAGUUGAACACGCGGCAUUUUGCAGAAAAAUUGUUUAAGAAACCUGUGCUUCGAGAUACAACCAAGAUAUCGGCCGAAUUACUCGCUAGCUCCGUGGGCGUCUUAACAAGCGCGCCGAUAGCUCUGUCCCGAUUGCACGGCGUGGGGCCUCCACUACACGGUUUGUUCAGCAGCACUAACGUGGUAGCAUUGGCCGACUUCAUACCAGUAUACGAUUACGGCCGGAGAAACGACGACGUGCAUCUAUCCAUAGACCAACUAAUCGUUAAAUAUGGCUACCCUCUCGAAGAACACCGGGUUGUUACUGAUGAUAGAUACCUUUUGACCGUGUUUAGAAUACCUAGGUUAGGACCUCCUGUUCUUCUGGUGCAUGGAUUAGAAGGCAGCGCGGAUGACUUCGUGUUAGCCGGGCCAGAGAGCGGUCUGGCGUACUUGCUCGCCGACGAGGGCUACGACGUGUGGCUAGGCAACGCUCGUGGUAAUAAGCAUUCCCGCCACCACGAGCACUUGAAGCCUACUGAUGGUUCCUUUUGGGAUUUUUCCUGGCACGAGAUCGGCCUGUACGACUUACCAAGUAUGACAGAUUACAUACUCAACAAAACAGGGAAUGAAAAGGUGAUAUACAUAGGACAUUCCCAAGGAACGACUAGUUUCUUUGUAAUGGCGUCUCUAAAACCCGAAUACAACAAUAAAACCUCUGCAAUGAUCGCUUUGUCUCCCGUCGCAUUCAUGACCAACGUUAAAUCGCCGUUGAUUAGGCUACUAGCUCCAGGGGGUCCCUUAUUGCAUACAAUAACAAAUAACAUAGGCGUGCAGGAGUUAUUUUCAGAUAAUGUCGUGUUACGUGCUCUGAGACGUGUUUUGUGUGAAAAUAGUGCUAUGGCGGCGAUUCUGUGUGCUACUAAUACCAUGUUUCUUCUCGGUGGCUUCAGCUUCGAUCAUCUAAACGUGACAAAUUUACCGGUCAUCCUUAGCCACCUGCCUGCAGGAGCAGCUACCAAGCAAUUUGCUCAUUACGGCCAAGGUGUAGUAUCAACCGACUUCAGACAAUUUGAUUACGGGCCUCGAGUUAAUUUAGAAAGGUAUGGUGGAGAAGUGCCGCCAAGCUACCCGGUGCAUAGGAUAACAACGCAUGUGUCGCUGUUGUACAGUUCUGCUGACUGGCUGGCCCACCCGUCCGAUGUUCACCGCCUCAGCAGCAAUCUACCCAACGUCAAUAUUUACCCAAUACGCGACGACACGUUCAAUCACUUUGAUUUCUUAUUCGCGAAAGAUUUUAAGGCGAUAAUUUAUAAUAGGAUACGAAAUAUAUUAAUGGCGAUUUAG
Messenger RNA from Hyposmocoma kahamanoa, 1410 nucleotides. RefSeq names its product lipase 3-like. The transcript has a single exon. The coding region runs from base 1 to 1410 and encodes 469 amino acids. Lineage: Eukaryota; Metazoa; Arthropoda; Insecta; Lepidoptera; Cosmopterigidae. The record is from RefSeq and is a predicted model, not a curated record.